AUGGCCACCUCCGAGGUUAUGAACAAAGCUGAGGGUGGAGGGCACGAGGAGGAGGUGGCUAAAGAAGAGGAGGUAGUGAAAGAAAAGCCAUCAGAAGCGACUGCGGAGGGAGUCCAAGGAGGAGAAGGCAGAGACCUUCCCGGCUCCCUUAAGACUCUGAGGAGGAAGGCCCACAGAGACCAUCCAUCUGAGGUCCUGAGCAAGCUACACCCCCUGCAGUACAGGUGGGUUCUGUGGUUCUUCAAGAAUGACCGAAACCGGGCGUGGCAGGACAACCUGCAGAUGGUCACCAAGUUUAACACUGUGGAGGAAUUCUGGGCGAUGUACAGCCAUGUCAAGCUGGCCAGCAAGCUCUCUUCCGGCUGUGACUACGCUCUGUUUAAGGAAGGCAUCCAACCCAUGUGGGAAGACAACAGAAACAAGAGGGGUGGCCGCUGGCUGCUCAGCAUUGCCAAACAGCAGCGCCACCUUGAACUGGACCGUCUGUGGCUGGAGACGUUGCUGUGCCUGCUCGGGGAAUGUUUUGAGGUAUACAGUGGGGAAGUGUGUGGAGCUGUUGUGAACAUUCGCACCAAGGGGGACAAGAUUGCCGUGUGGACCAGCGAAGCAGAGGACAAGGCCGGCGUGAUGCACAUCGGGCAAAUAUACAAAGAGCGUCUGGGCCUCUCUCCGAAGACCAUCAUUGGGUACCAGGCCCAUGCAGACACUGCUGCCAAGAGCAACUCCUUAGCCAAGAACAAGUUUGUGGUGUGA
Apodemus sylvaticus (European woodmouse) is the source of this 753-nucleotide messenger RNA. RefSeq names its product eukaryotic translation initiation factor 4E family member 1B (gene Eif4e1b). Lineage: Eukaryota; Metazoa; Chordata; Mammalia; Rodentia; Muridae. The transcript has 7 exons. The record is from RefSeq and is a predicted model, not a curated record. Gene Ontology annotation, cellular component: eukaryotic translation initiation factor 4F complex; cytoplasm. Gene Ontology annotation, biological process: translational initiation. The coding region runs from base 1 to 753 and encodes 250 amino acids. Gene Ontology annotation, molecular function: translation initiation factor activity; RNA 7-methylguanosine cap binding.